This is a messenger RNA of Coccomyxa subellipsoidea C-169, 537 nucleotides long. RefSeq lists its product as hypothetical. The record is from RefSeq and is a predicted model, not a curated record. Bases 1 to 537 code for a protein of 178 amino acids. NCBI's taxonomy places the organism in Eukaryota, Viridiplantae, Chlorophyta, Trebouxiophyceae, Coccomyxaceae. The transcript has 4 exons.
AUGCGCAUUCUCUGCCUUCUUCUAGCUUUUGUAAUCGCUCUGCACGCCCCGUCAUCGUGCAUGGCCGACGAGUACAGGGCUACUCUGGAUGGGUUCUCUGUAGUGCCUCCACUGAACAUCAGCAACAAUGGCACAGCCACCUUCACAUUCAAAGAGGAGGACCACACGGCAGUGAUGUACUUCCAGGUCAACAUCACCGCUCCCGGUGGUGCGCGAGCAGCAGAGCUGCACCAGGCAUCGACACAGGACCCCCUCAACACCAACGGCAACACCACAGCUGUGCUCUGGGGGCCCCAUGACCCCCACCAGGACAAGCCGGUGGAUGGGCAGCUGGGGGCAGGCAAGCUGACCACCCCAGAUCUGUUUGGGCCGCUGAAGGGGCUGGGCAUCAUAAACCUGAAGGACCAGAUCGACAACGGGGGCCUGAUCUACCUUGUGAUCCUCACCAAAGACCACCCAGAAGGAGAGAUGCGAGGGCAGCUGAUCUCAGCAGAGAACCCAUAUGCCACAGACAUACUUGCUGUGGCGGCAGGCUGA